UACCCGUAUAAGUAAUUAAACCCUGACGAAACUUCAAGACCCGACCAACGAUUCAACUCUACGCCGCACUUUUGCCUGAGCCAGAGUAAGGUUUUUUCUUUUUUGUUAUUGAAUGGCAAUAAUCUCCGAGUUCCAAGAAGACGAGGUUAAAAAGCCCUCGCCUUCUUCGUCGCCGGCUUCUAAAUCGCUGCUGUUUAGCGCCACUUUGGAUCCGUCGAACCCUGUUUUGUUUUUGGAGAAAGUUUUCGAUUUCAUUGGGAAAGAUGAUUUUCUAGUGAAAGAGAACGCCGAUAAGGAGAUCGCGGCCAUCGUGAGAGCGGCCAAGGAGAAGAGCAAGAAGAAGGCUGAAGAGGUGGCUCGGAAGGUGGAGACCAAGAAUAGGGAAGUGAAGGAAGAGAAGGAGAUAAAGAAAGAAGUUAAGAAGGAAGCAAUGGAGGUCAAUAAAAAGGAAGAGACUAGCUCUUGUUCGAGAGUUCCAAACAAGGGCAAUGGUCUUGAUCUGGAGAAUUACUCUUGGACACAGUCCUUGCAUGAGGUUACUGUUAACGUUCCAGUUCCAAGUGGAACAAGAUCAAAGUUGGUUGCGUGUGAGAUAAAGAAAAACCAUCUAAAAGUGGGACUCAAGGGCCAGCCUCCUAUUAUUGAUGGGGAGCUUUUCCAAGCUGUCAAACCUGAUGAUUGUUACUGGAGCAUCGAGGAUAACCGAUCAAUCUCAAUCCUUUUGACUAAGCACAACCAAAUGGAGUGGUGGAAAUCAUUGGUAAAAGGAGACCCUGAAAUUGACACUCAGAAAGUUGAACCAGAGAACAGCAAACUAUCCGACUUGGAUCCAGAAACACGACAAACUGUAGAGAAGAUGAUGUUUGACCAAAGACAGAAGGCCAUGGGCCUUCCAACCAGUGAUGAACUUCAGAAACAAGAAAUCCUAAAGAAAUUCAUGUCUGAGCAUCCUGAGAUGGAUUUUUCAAAAGCAAAGCUGAUGUAAAUGGCAGUGAACCAUACAAAUCCUAUAUCUUUCUACUUUCACGGAUUGUACAAGUCUUCCUGCAUUUUUCCUAUGAACAUGUUUAAGGAAUGGUUUUGAGUUGGUAAGGAAUAUUUUUGCAAUAUCAACAUUUGUAAGACUCUUGUAUAUUAAUUUAAGCUUUUAUCUUCUUCAAUUCUUCAAA
This is a messenger RNA of Gossypium raimondii (Peruvian cotton), 1169 nucleotides long. RefSeq names its product protein BOBBER 1. The record is from RefSeq and is a predicted model, not a curated record. Gene Ontology annotation, cellular component: cytoplasm. Gene Ontology annotation, biological process: protein folding. NCBI's taxonomy places the organism in Eukaryota, Viridiplantae, Streptophyta, Magnoliopsida, Malvales, Malvaceae.